AUGGAUGUGCUCAGGGACUCAGUCGAGUCCGUCAUCCUCAACCCCGACCUCGCGCCUCUUCUUGCCAUCAUCAAAGCCGCCCGCAAUGGCGCUGUCUACGGAGCCAAAGUGCGCUUCCCCCAUGCUCUGGUCAUGGUCUUAUUAUUCCGGUCUGGGUCUAUUCGAGAGAAGAUCCGGCUCGUCCUAAAAGCCACAAAACAACAUGCGCGCAACCUCGCAACCUUUGCGGCCGUAUACAAAACAGCAAUGUUGGUGUUACGGUUACUCAAUCCCAAACAUCCCGGAAAAGAGGGGCCUUAUGACACCUUUUUCGCCGGCUUGCUGGGCGGAUACACUGUUUUUGGUCGAGCAAACCCGAGCAGUGUGAAUCAACAGAUAGUCAUCUACGUUUUUGCUCGAGUGAUCCUGGCCAUGGCCAAACUCAGCAUCGAACCACCCAGUAUGACGAGCAGGACACCGACGCCCACUUUGUGGACGCAACGACUGUCGCCUGCGACGCGAGAAAAGAUCCAGGAAAACGCAUGGCCGAUCUUUGCGAGUUUGAGCUGGGCUCUUGUCAUGUACAUCUUCCGAUGGCAACCCGAGAGCAUUCAGCCAAGUCUGAGGAGCAGUAUGAAAUAUAUAUAUGUGAACUCGGACUACUGGGAUUCUUUCAGGAAUUUCCUUAUUCAUAACACUUAA
Messenger RNA from Capronia coronata CBS 617.96, 681 nucleotides. RefSeq lists its product as uncharacterized. Gene Ontology annotation, cellular component: peroxisomal membrane. The record is from RefSeq and is a predicted model, not a curated record. The transcript has 4 exons. The coding region runs from base 1 to 681 and encodes 226 amino acids. Lineage: Eukaryota; Fungi; Ascomycota; Eurotiomycetes; Chaetothyriales; Herpotrichiellaceae.